GUCCCAAUGGAGUAAGACCGCGUUCUCCUCAAUUCGAUAUAAGAUCCAACACCAUUAUCUUCUUUCCGCUCACACUGCAAUCCUGUAUCUUAUCAUCAUCUUCUCGUCACUCUCAUCGUUUUUUCCACAUUCUUUCCAUCAAAUUUCCUGUCAUUCUGCUCAUUAAACCGCCGUCAAAAUGCUCCGCGCAUCUCUCGCCAAGCCAUCCCGCCCUGUCCUCCGCCGCUGCAUGACAUCGCUAGCCUCCAAAAAAGAAGGCGACAUCUCGGAUGCAUUCACUUCACUGUCCGGGGCCCAACGCGAGCCUUUACCCGAUCGAUAUCGUCAGCUCAAACUUAAUCUCCUCCAAGGCCGCCAAGAUAAGAUUGUUCAAUCGUGGAAAAAACUCCUUCGUGAGUUGAAGCGGGAGAAUGAGAUUGUUGCCAAGAAGGGACCAGGUGUUAUUCCCCAGAUUGACUUCAAGGAUCUUGAGAAGAGUAGUGAUGGGCUGAGGGAGGAGGUCAAGAAAAGAGGCGUUGUUGUUGUGAGGGGUGUUAUACCGGAGGGUGAGGCGAGGGCGUAUAAGGCUGAGGUGGAGGAGUAUGUUGCUAAGAACCCAUCUACACGAGCAUUUCCACCUCACGAUCCUCAAGUCUACGAACUCUACUGGUCACCACCCCAACUAAAAGCCCGCUCACACCCAAACUUCCUCACCGUCCAACACAAUCUCAUGUCCCUCUGGCACACCACCUCUCCAACCUCAAUCUCCCUCUCCCAACCCUUCAGCUAUGCCGACCGCCUACGUAUCCGCCAACCCGGCGACGCCAGCUUCGCUCUCGGUCCACACAUCGACGGCGGAAGCGUAGAGCGCUGGGAACCGGAAGGCUACGGCGCAGGACACGUCUACGACGCCAUCCUCCAAGGAACCUGGGACUCCUACGAUCCCUGGGACGCCAGCGGACGUGUCGACGCUGUGAACAAUCGCUACGAUGGACUGGGUGCUUGUUCGAUGUUUAGAAUGUGGCAGGGGUGGAUGAGCAUGAGCCAUACUAAGCCUGGAGAGGGAACGUUGCUGGUUAAUCCGCUGGUGAAGCUAUCGAUGGCGUAUGUGCUGCUGAGGCCGUUUUUUAAGGCAAAGAGUGAGAGGUUGGGGCAGGGGUAUUUGGACGAGGGGAACUGGGAGUUGAUGAGGGAUGUUGAUAGUGAGUUGCAGGGUGCGACGCCGGGGACGGGACAGGAGUUGACGGGGGAGUUACAUCCGCAUUUGGAGCUUGAGAGGACGAUGGUUCACGUUCCUGAGAUACAACCUGGAGAUUUCGUAGCAUGGCACUGCGACACAAUCCACUCCGUCGACAAAGUCCACGCCGGCACAUCAGACUCUUCCGUCCUGUACAUCCCCAUCUGUCCAAUCACAACCCAAAACGCAGAGUACAUGGUCCGACAGCGCGACGCUUUCCUCCGUGGGACGCCGGGACCGGAUUUCCCUGGCGGUGCGGGGGAGUCCGGACAUGUGGGGCGGGGCACGGAGAAGAUGCUGGACGGAGCGGCUCGUCGGGCGAUGGGCCUGAGCGCGCUGAGGACGGAGGGGGAGAAUGAUGUUGUUGCGGAGGCGAAUCGGAUCCUUGGGUUUUAAUUGAUGGCCUGACUGUUUUCAUGGAGCGAUUGUUAUUCCUUCUCGUCGUCCGUCACGGUCAUUUCUUCGAUAACCUGUCAUUUCUUGUUACCAGGUAUUUUCUGCUGUCAUAUUUGCCGGCCAUUUCUUUGGUUCCCCGUGUCUCAUUUGGAUCAGGUAGUUUGUAAUCAGAGCUGGUUUGUAAGCCGACGUUUCAUGAAUCGUGCGAUAUUCGAC
Fusarium odoratissimum NRRL 54006 is the source of this 1828-nucleotide messenger RNA. RefSeq lists its product as uncharacterized. The coding region runs from base 179 to 1612 and encodes 477 amino acids. NCBI's taxonomy places the organism in Eukaryota, Fungi, Ascomycota, Sordariomycetes, Hypocreales, Nectriaceae. The record is from RefSeq and is a predicted model, not a curated record. The transcript has 3 exons.